AUGCAUAGACAUCCGAUGUGCAUCCCUUCUGUUUCAAACUCUUCACCAGUCACAAAAAAGUCUUCCAUUUCGCAGCCGACACUUCGGACUAGCGUGAUGGAGGAAGGAGGGAAAUUCGCCAUGGCUGACAUAAAGGGCUUUACAAAAAUAGAGGGUAAGGGCAGGCGAUUCGCGGCCUGCAAGAAUGGCAAGUUGGCCCUCUAUAACAACAAACAUGAGUUCAGCAUCUACAGUCCCAUUCACAUAAUCGACCUUCAACUUUGCAACGUCAGGUCACAUGGCAAGCACAGGCUACAGCUGACCUUACCUCAAAACGCAUUCAUAUUCCAAUUCGAUACGACUGACGAAACCAACGACUGGAAGACAGCCAUCGAGAAUGGGAUAUCCAUGUCUCUGGGAGAUGAUGAGGUGAGAGAGAGUGUCCAUCGGAAGAUGGUCAAUGCCAAAGUUAGAUCAAUGAGGAUGGAUUCCAAAGUCUGGUCCGAACAUCUUAUCAAAAUCAUGAUCGAAGUAGGCAACAGAAACUUCAACAGCAUCUGGGAGCACAAACUCCACAAGAAACACCACAAUGUCAACCUCAUCAAGAAAGACUACGACGACGACGACGAUUAUGGACAAAAAGAUGAUGAUGAUGAUGAUGAUGAGGGUCAUGAUGAUAAUGAGGAUGAAAGGAUUAACUCGGACACGGACACAGCCAAAAGAAUCAACUUUAUCCAAAAGAAAUAUAUAGAACGGGCUUUCUUCAAGACUCUCGAUGUACCUGAUACUAAAAAAUUGAAUACGCUUUUGGAGUCCAACUUGAAAACGGACGACGUCUUGAAGACAUUGCACCUCAUAUAUUCAGGAGCCAAUUCCCAUGAAACGUACGACCGAAUUGAGAAUGAUCAUCUGACUGAUAGCGUACAUGCGUUGCAGAUGGAACUUUUGAAACUGAACAUGAACAAGGAUAGGAAGUCAUUCAGUUCCAUCUGA
This is a messenger RNA of Helobdella robusta, 972 nucleotides long. RefSeq lists its product as hypothetical. The record is from RefSeq and is a predicted model, not a curated record. Lineage: Eukaryota; Metazoa; Annelida; Clitellata; Rhynchobdellida; Glossiphoniidae. The coding region runs from base 1 to 972 and encodes 323 amino acids. Gene Ontology annotation, molecular function: GTPase activator activity. The transcript is spliced from 11 exons.